Dichotomopilus funicola is the source of this 1368-nucleotide messenger RNA. RefSeq lists its product as uncharacterized. The coding region runs from base 1 to 1368 and encodes 455 amino acids. Gene Ontology annotation, biological process: regulation of transcription by RNA polymerase II. Gene Ontology annotation, molecular function: RNA polymerase II cis-regulatory region sequence-specific DNA binding; DNA-binding transcription factor activity, RNA polymerase II-specific. The transcript has 2 exons. Lineage: Eukaryota; Fungi; Ascomycota; Sordariomycetes; Sordariales; Chaetomiaceae. The record is from RefSeq and is a predicted model, not a curated record.
AUGGCCACCACUCCGGGGGGCAGCCGUCUUGGAUCCGGACUAUCAUCGUUUCCUGCCCCGAGGCCGCCUUCGCCGACGCCCUCGUCCAACUCCACCCCGUUCUCCUUCAGCACCAGCACAGCAAAAUCCACAUUUCCUCCAAGUCUCAAUGUUCUGACUCCUUCAGGGACAGUGUCCAACGGCUUCCCUACGUCAGGCUCCCACGCCAGCAACUCCCACACGACGCAGACGGGUGGCCCAUUGUAUUACUCGGGCCACAUGACCGGCUCUUGGCCAACGCCAGGGCUCUCCCAGCCUUCGGCGUACACAUACGGAAACUCGGGCGCCGGGGCAACUAGCUCGGGAAACCUUGCUCAACCCCCUUACAACCGAACACCGACAUCAUAUGGCUCAGCGCCUUCGCCCUCCCACCAGCACUUUCCUGGUCGUGCCUCGUCGUCAGCACCGAAUGGGGAGAGCUUACCCGCACCACAUCCUUACCAGAGCCAGCAGAACUUUUCGAGUCCGGUGGGAGCUGGCAGUCAUGAAUCUGGGGGAGGAAACGGCCUCGGUUCCCCGCUUAGUGGUCAGGGGGGGAAUCAGUCCGGACUCGGCCAGUCUAUGCUCGGGAACCCGUCUCCGGAUACAGCACGUCAAGGACAGCCGGGGCAAGCUGGAACACAAGACAGCGGGCCUUACCGCCCGCCCACCUCGCCAUAUUACCCUCACACUUCAGCGCCACAACAAUCUGGCUUCCCCUCUUACAGCUCGCCUCUCACUCAACCAUCGCCAACAACCUCUUCGACCAUGCCUUCCGGAUCAGUCCCCCGCGGCGCGCCCUCAACCCCAGCGAUGGUCCCACCAAUGCAAUAUCCAGGUGGACGCACCCAUUCAGUUGCGCCCAUGGCUUCGUACCCCCCUUACAGUCAGGUUCCGGGGCCAGUGAUGAGCAACAUGCACCAUCCAGGCGCGCCGCUGGCUAUGGUCGGCGGGAUGUCAGGGUUAUCCAACUACAACAACCACCCCGGGAUGUCUCACCAUCCACAUCCCCUCUACGUCCACCACCCUGGCGGGCCCGCACCGCAGUCAGAACGUCCUUUCAAGUGCAACGAGUGCCAGCAGGCCUUUAACAGGAAUCACGACCUGAAAAGGCAUCAACGGAUACACUUGGCCGUUAAGCCAUUCGGGUGCCCUGACUGCGAGAAGAGGUUCUCAAGGAAAGAUGCCCUCAAGCGACACAAGCUGGUUAAAGGGUGCGGGAAUGGGGCUUCACCUCCCGGGGCUGGCAACGCCACGACGGGCGGCAGUGAGAAUACUUCGGACGAUCGCAGCACCACUACCGCCGGCGGAAAAAGUGAUAGUCCCACAAUGAUUAAGAAGGAGGCUUGA